Messenger RNA from Oryza brachyantha (malo sina), 1299 nucleotides. RefSeq lists its product as uncharacterized. The record is from RefSeq and is a predicted model, not a curated record. The transcript is spliced from 5 exons. The coding region runs from base 98 to 1012 and encodes 304 amino acids. Lineage: Eukaryota; Viridiplantae; Streptophyta; Magnoliopsida; Poales; Poaceae.
CAGUGGCGCUCGCAUUUUUUUUUUGUUCAGCUCCGCGAAGAGGAGGAGACGACGCGCGCGGCGGUGGUGGCGGCAACGGCAGCGGGGGGUGCAAGCAAUGGAGAGGGCGGUGCCGGUGAGGAAGCCGCACACCUCGACGGCCGACCUGCUCACGUGGUCGGCGACGGGGCCCGACGCCGCCUCGGCGGCCUCGCCGGCCAACUCCUCCCGUCCCAGCCUCAAGCCGGCCGGGGGGAUCACGCCGGCGAUGUUCGGCGCGCCGGUGAGCGAGGAGGAGGCGGAGGAUCUGAGCAAGAGCGAAAGAAAAUUUUGCUCGGGCUCAAAGCUAAAAGAAAUGACUGGAAGUGGGAUAUUCACUGAGAAGAGUGAAAAUGGUGAUUCAGAGACUUCAAAUCCUGCACAAAAAACUUCUGUGAGGAUGUAUCAGCAAACUGUAACUGGAAUAAGCCAGAUCUCAUUCAGUGCUGACGGAAGUGUUUCACCAAAGAAGCCAUCAUCACUACCUGAGGUGGCUAAGCAGCGAGAGCUUAGUGGUACACUGGAGAGUGAUGCUGAUGGUAAAAUGAAUAAGCAGCGAUCUGAAGCCAAGAGCAAGGAGCUCACUGGGAGCGAUAUUUUUGGUCCUCCUCCUGAGAUACCAGCAAGGCCGUUGGCUGCUCGCAAUAUGGAGCUACAAGGAAAUCUAGAUUUUGCACUUCCACAGCCAAGAAGUGUCCACACAUCAGUGAAAGUAUCCAAUCCCGCUGGAGGUCCAAGCAACAUCACGUUCAGCGAGGAGCCUGUAGUGAAGACGUCAAAGAAAAUUCACAACCAGAAGUUCCAAGAGCUGACAGGCAACAAUAUCUUCAAAGAGGACGCUCCCCCUGCAUCUGCUGAGAAAUCUCUCAGCUCAGCAAAGCUGAAGGAGAUGAGCGGCAGUGACAUCUUUGCUGAUGGAGCGGCUGCCCCCCGAGACUAUCUCGGCGGUGUCCGCAAGCCCCCUGGUGGCGAGAGCAGCAUUGCACUCAUCUAAUCGCCGUAGACUGUUUUAAAUCUGGACUGGCUAAUUACCCUCAUCGCUGAAGCCGUGGCAUGUGCUCUUCCUCUUGGCACCUGGUACUUGAUCAAGGUUGAGACUUGAGAGCUAAGACCUUAAUUAUGCUGGAUAUCUUAGCCCUAAUAUCAUGUAGAGUCAGCAGAGUCUGACUCAGCUUAUGUGCUGUAAACUUGUCUUGAUCCUAUCUAUCUUCUGUUACUUAUGUAUUAUUAAUCUCCUCGGACUGAGACUAUGUAAUAAUUUUUGUUGGUUCAUUUUUGUGA